AUUAAAUUUUAUUUAAUAAAUUAUAAUAUAAUUUUUAUUAUAAUGAAAAAUAUCGAUAGUUGGAAUGAAAUAUUUCCGGAGGUAAAAUUGCGUGAAAGUGACCUAACAAAUCCAACACAGAAUUUUCUUAUAAGGACAUUGGUGGCUUAUUUUCGGCCGUUUGGCAUUAAUGUGGACCUUCCGAAUGGGAUUCGGAUUGACACUCCUGACAACGUUAAGGCAAAGCGUUUAUAUUUGGCAAAGCUGACGCGGUUAACCACACGAAUUUUGAGAAUCACAGAUAACUCAUACAUAUUUACAUAUUUCGAUCUUAUUAAACCGACACCCAAGAAGACAAUGCGUGUAUUGGACAUUUUAUUGAAUUAUUUAUUUUAUUUCAACAUGUACAAAAACGAAGUUUUUGAUUCGACCUGUGAACUCAUUGAGGUGCGCGCAGUACUGGAGCGAACAAACCAAGAGACUAGAGCAAAAAUGGAGGAGAAAAGAAAUCAUAUCGAAAUGAUUAGAAAGAAGAUUACAUCUUUAAAUAAUGUGCAGAUUCCAAAUGCAAGAAAGCGCUUACAUAAGCUGAAAACAUUAAGAAAUAAAAAGAAAGCCCUUUUAAUACAACUCGAAUUCACAUUAAAUGAACGACACACGAUAUUAUCUGAAUUGAAAGCAGAAGGACGUAUGUUAAAAAAGCAAAGUGUUUCUGAUGUUGAAGCAAAUGAAUUGAAAAAGCACAUUGCAAGCUUAGAAGAACAACUAAAACAUCGCAUGGAACGAAUAUUCAACAUGGAAAGCAUUUUAAAACAACGGAAGGAUACAAUGAAAACAGUAACUGAAUUAACUAAAACGAUGGACAAGAUUAUUGAAAGGCUACCGCUUGAUGUCAACUUUAGAAUUUUUAAAGAAAGAAAUAAAAAGAUACAAGAAAAAAUGACUUUGUGCAAUGAAUUGGAAAAUAAAAGAUACUCCAUACAGAAAGGCAUCAAGUUCGAUGAAAAGGCUGCAAGGACUCUAAAUGGCAGAAUUAGUACUGCGAAGUUGAAAUCAGAGGAAGAAAUUAAGUAUAGAAAUAAAUUAAUUGAGGAAAAAGAAAAUUUAAUACAGAGCAAGAAAAGAGCAAAGGACGAAAUUAAUGAAGUGAUGAAAUGCUUGGAGUGCGAAACAUGUGAACAACAAGAUGUAAUGAGCUAUAUACAAGAGCAUGCGGAUAUUUUAUUCCAAAAAUAAUUUUUUAUAAAAACUUGGAUUUUAUUACAAAGAACCUAAUUUCGUGAACGUUUAAAUUUAUAACAAAAUGAAAACUUCUAUAGAACACAUCUUUCACCCAAUUUUCAAAAUUUUAAAUUGAGGUUGACAAUUUUUAUAAGAUCAAUUUUUUUAAUCGAUGUUUUGAACACCCUUCUUGAAUAUGGAGCGAGUAGUUAAUAUUGAUUGAUUGCACAAGAAAAUUUUCACUGUACAACGAUGGAGAAAAUAAAAAACCUUCAACUAUACAUUAUAAUAAGAACAAUACACACAAGAAAUGAAUGCAUCGCUCUUAAAGAACUUGGCUAAAAAUGUUAAUAACACAACAUCUUUAGACUUUAAUUGUUACAAGAUUACGAGAGAAUAACGAUUAUAAAAAUGACAGAAUUUCUUUCCUGGAUCCACACAAGUGUGAAUACGUUUUCAAUAAGGUGUUGAACUAUUACACUAAGAAGACUAUGUUCUUUCCUAGAGAUAUCCAAAAGCAACUGGAUCUACAUUCAGGACUCAUUCGUGAACUAUAAUAACCAAGCGGCAAACUGCAGAACUAACCCCCGUGACGUCGCCCAUCUGUUCUCGUGUCCCAACAGACAUAUAUAGACCUUAAUCCAAUCGACUAUGAAUCCGUCUUAUAGAAAUGGCAAGGUUUCUUCGUCUUGAACCUGUUUGACUUCCAUUUAAAUUCCACCUGCACUUCGUGACAAUAGUUCACUUCAUGGUAUCUGCUUUACAGAUUCCCGCGGGCUACAAUAACAACAUUAACAGGCGCUGCUCACUACUUCCACAGACUAUACCAAUAAUACUAGCGGCGGUUUGUUCAGCAUAUUGUCACACAAUUAUCAAUUACUUCUUAUCACAUAUUAAAAAGUUUAUUUCAAUUGUAUUUUCAUAUGUGUAUGCUGCCUCACAAAGGUGGAAUAAUAUUCCUGUGUGUUAUAUUCUUAAUGUCGUAUCCUGGUUAUAAGCAUAAAUCAUUAUUGUAGUUUGAUGCAUUUAAUG
This is a messenger RNA of Teleopsis dalmanni, 2232 nucleotides long. RefSeq names its product spindle assembly checkpoint component MAD1 (gene Nuf2). The transcript is spliced from 6 exons. The record is from RefSeq and is a predicted model, not a curated record. Bases 43 to 1215 code for a protein of 390 amino acids. NCBI's taxonomy places the organism in Eukaryota, Metazoa, Arthropoda, Insecta, Diptera, Diopsidae.